Molecule: messenger RNA, 1635 nt
Organism: Monopterus albus (swamp eel)
Lineage: Eukaryota; Metazoa; Chordata; Actinopteri; Synbranchiformes; Synbranchidae
Exons: 5
Coding region: 605-1501 (298 amino acids)
Source: RefSeq, a predicted model, not a curated record
AUAAUGGUAUGAGUCUAGUCUGUCCUCGCACGCGAUUGGUCGAAUGGUGCGCCCAUAAAAAUAGUCUCGCUCUUCUGUGCAUGGAUUGUCAGCAGAGCUGACCAAUAGCGGCUGAAGAUUCGGCUCUCCCCGGCGGGAGUUGGCUCUUCUCGUUCCCUACAAAGCAUCGGCUCUUAGAGCCCGCUCGUUCGCGAACGACACAUCACUAACGGAGACCAGAGACAGCUGCAACGUUAGCCAUGGGUGCGCUCAGAUAAAAUGUUCGGCCGUCCCCACUGUAUUCAUUUACACCUUUACACAUACUGAUUUCUGAUCAUCCUGAUUUAUGUAACUGGGAAACCAUUUUUGUCCUGUCCACUGCAUAUUUCCUGCACAAGAGGAUAGCAUGUUGCACAGUUUCUGCUUUCUGACAUCACUCAUGACAUGUGUAACAUGCCAAAAAAACAAACAAACAAACAAAAAAAACAACAAACAAACAAAAAAAAGAUGUAACAUACCAGUGUUCAAAUAUUAGCAGAUUUUGUCGAACUAUCGUUAUGCUCUCGUGUCUUGGACUCAGGGACCAGAUAGAGAUGCGGUUAGCAUUGUACCAACAAACUGGAUAAUGGCCUUUAACCCAACAGAUACCUCCAGACCAUAUCUUGUGGAAUGUCGUGUGGCUAUCACCAAGAAGCCCGCCAACGGGUGGCAAGUCGAGCAGGCAGUGGUGCUGCAGUUAGCAGAAAAGGAGUCUACAUUGAAAUCCGCUGAGCGGGAACUUUUAAAGGUGGACACGCCCAAAGACCACAAAAGAGCCAGAAAACCCAAACGCCUGUUUGACCAAGAUGACAGUCCAACUCCCACUGAAGACAAAAAGCGGCCGAAGAAAGCAAAACUCACAGCUCAGAAACAGGCUGAGGAAGAAGUUAUUUCUGAAAACAACCAACAAGCAGCCAACCAACCAACAACCAACAACAACCAGAGUCCAGGAGAAUCUUCAAGCAAUGGAAAUCAUGCUGAAAUCAGAGACCUCCAGAACCAGGUCAAGGCUUUAAAGAAGGAAAAUUCCAGACUGCGUAAAAUGUUGGUUAAAGAGAUCCCAUCUUUGUUAGCGGACAUGAGAGAGGUUAUCACCAAGAAUAAUCCCGCCAAAGAUUUCAGCGUCGGUGAAGUUGAAAGUGUGGGGGAAGAAGCUGUGACACCUUGCAAGCCUUCAGAAGUGAAACUAGGAAAUGAUGGAGACAUCACUGUCUCAGCUCAUUGUUGGGAGACUGCAAAAGCACAAAAAACAGCCAAUGCGAUGGCACGAGUGCUGCUGAUGGGCCUUUUUAGUGUUGAUGUUCUCCUGAAGUCCAACCUGACUGGAGGGAUCAACAAGAUUGAUCCUACAGCAGAGCGACGGCAGGCUCUUGAUGGGAACAAACUUCAAGCUUUACUUUGUAAGAUAUGCAAUAUUUUCAGAGAUUUGAAAGGCUUUCCCUUUUUACAUGUCCUUAUUUUUUAUAGCUAUACUCAUUGUUAAUAGACAAAUUGCCUUCUGAGCACAAGAGUUAGCAGAAGUAGUUUGAGUCACCCAGUUUCAGCUUUACUGUAUAGAAAGGGCUCUUAGGACAGACAUCAUUAUGGAUUAGGUUAAUACCUUAAAAUAAAAUACUA